Molecule: messenger RNA, 1800 nt
Organism: Arachis duranensis
Lineage: Eukaryota; Viridiplantae; Streptophyta; Magnoliopsida; Fabales; Fabaceae
Exons: 3
Coding region: 1-1791 (596 amino acids)
Source: RefSeq, a predicted model, not a curated record
AUGGAUGUAACUUUGAUUAUUAUAAUCAAAAUGCAAAGUUCAAAUAUAGAUAGACAGCUGAUAAUUGAUUUGACCCAAAUGAUUGAUCAACACAAUCCCAUAGCACAAUCAUUUAGAAGAGUGAGGGAAUUCCAUGAGAAUCACCCGUCUCAGAUGUUUUCUUUGAAAUUGUUUAGUCAAAGAGAACGUGAUCGAAGAGUUUAUAAUUAUCCUUCGUGCGAUGAAGUUGCUGCUUUGGUUGUUGGUGAUUUUGAUUCUUCUGAUACUGGUCGUGAUGUCAUUGUUAAAUCUGCAACUGGCCAACUUCAAAGAAUAUAUGAGACACAUGCUUUAUACUGGCCAUUGCAAUAUCCCUUGCUUUUUCCUUACGGGGAAGAUGGUUAUCAAUUGGGUAUUCCUUAUCGAGAUAUUCAAGAUAUAAAUGUUGCAGGGAGAAGAACUAGAGUAUCCAUGCGAGAAUUUAUCUAUUUUCGUUUGCAAAUGAGAGAGGAUGAGGAUAGCAUUAUUCAUAAGUCUAGAAGAUUGUUCCAACAGUUUGUUGUUGAUUCAUUCUCUAUGAUUGAGUCACAGAGGCUUUAUGAAAUCAGGAAAAAACAUAGCACAAUUAGAGGAGAAGUCUUACAAGGUAUUGAAGAAGCUAUGCGACGCGGUGAUACUGAAGCAUCAUCAAUUGGUACUCGAGUGAUUUUGCCUUCUUCUUUCACUGGUGGUAAACGUUACAUGUUUAAUAAUUGCCAAGAUGCUAUGGCUAUUUGUAAGCAUUUUGGGUAUCCAGAUCUAUUUCUUACCCUUACUUGCAAUCCUAACUGGCCUGAGUUUCAAAGAUAUAUUAAUCGUGAUCAAGUUCCAAUUGCUGAUCGGCCAGACAUUGCUUGCCGAGUCUUUCAUGCUAAGAUGAAGUGUCUUCUUAAUGAUCUUAAGAAUGAUGUUUUUUUUGGUCCUCUUAAUGCAGGUAUGUAUACAAUUGAGUUUCAAAAAAGAGGUUUGCCACAUGCACAUAUUCUACUUUGGCUUGAUGGAAGGAAUAGAUUGCAGAAUAUUGAAAUUGUUGAUGAGUUGAUUUGUGCGGAACUUCCUAAUCCUAUGAAGUUUUCACAUUUGUAUAGUGUGGUUAGUAAAUACAUGAUUCAUGGCCCUUGUGGUAGGGUAAGACCAACUUCUCCAUGCAUGAAAGAUGGAAGAUGCUCCAAGUUUUAUCCGAAGCAGUUUGUUAAUUAUACGAGUUUUGAUGAAGAUGGUUAUCCUAUUUACAAGCGUCGAGAUAUUGGUGUUACAGUUAAAAGUCAUGGUGUUGAUCUUGAUAAUAGAUUUGUUGUUCCAUAUAAUCCAUUAUUGUUGAUGAAGUACCAGGCUCAUAUUAAUUUGGAAUUUUGCAACAAGUCAAAUGUUAUAAAGUAUCUUUUCAAGUACAUUAACAAGGGUCCAGAUCGUGUAACUGCAACUAUUAGUCAUUCAACUGAGACAACUCAUUCUUUUGAAGUGGUUGAUGAGAUCAAACAGUAUUAUGAUUGUCGGUAUCUUUCACCUUGUGAAUCUAUGUGGAGAAUUUUUGCAUAUGAAAUUCAUCAUAGAUGGCCACCUGUGCAAAGACUCAGAUUUCAUUUACCUAAUCAGCAGCAUGUUGUGUUCGAUGAUCAUGAUACUAUUGGCUCUGUUUUAAUAAGAAAUAGAGAUUUGAUGACAAUGUUUACUGCUUGGAUGAUGGCUAAUCGAACAUAUGUUGAAGGACGAACACUAACAUAUGUUGAGUUCCCAAGUAAAUUCGUUUAUGAUUUACAAUCUCGACAGUGAAAACCAAGA